This is a messenger RNA of Opisthocomus hoazin, 3603 nucleotides long. The record is from RefSeq and is a predicted model, not a curated record. NCBI's taxonomy places the organism in Eukaryota, Metazoa, Chordata, Aves, Opisthocomiformes, Opisthocomidae.
AUGGCGGCAGAAGGGGAUGUGCCCGUGGCUACGAGACGGCCGGUGCCGAAGCUGUUGGCGUGGGCUCCUCCGGCGCUGGCGCGGGGUUCGUUGCGAUGCCUUGGGAUGCUGCAGCUGGGCGCUGCCGAUGGGAACGCGGUUCUAAAGGGCUCUGAUGAUGCUCUUGGAGCGGAUGAGCUCUUUGCACCAGCUCCCAAGCCCAAAAGCUGCUUGCUGGUGCUUCACUCCAAAGUCUUCCUCAUCUACAACGCGGGUGCGCAGGGCUGCCUGGAGACGAAGGACUCGCUGGUGAGACUCGCCAAGGGCUGCAACGCCAGCGCCCCGGCCCAGCAGUGGAAAUGGGUCUCGCGAAAUCGCCUCUUCAACGUGGGGUCCCUGCAGUGCCUGGCGGUGUCGUGGCACGGGGCCAACGCCACGGCCGGGCUGCACCCCUUGGCCACCUACGAGUGCGACCGCGAGUCCGUCAACAUGCGCUGGAGCUGCCGCGGCCUCGGGGAGCAGCUCUCCCAGCAUCUCGGCGCCCGCCCAGGCAAUUCCUCCCUGGACAGGGGGGACCAGGCACGCGGCUCGCAGUGGAGGAUGUACGGCACCGAGGAGGAUCUGUGCUCCAUGCCGUACUCUGAGAUUUACACCAUCCAGGGCAACUCUCACGGGAAGCCGUGCACCAUCCCCUUCAAGUACGAUAACCAGUGGUUUCACGAGUGCACCAGCACGGGGCGGAUGGACGGCCAUCUCUGGUGUGCCACCACCCAGGACUACGGCAAGGACGAGCGAUGGGGCUUCUGCCCCAUAAAAAGCAACGACUGCGAGACCUUUUGGGACAAGGACCACCUCACCAACAGCUGCUACCAGUUCAACUUCCAGUCAACGCUGUCGUGGCGGGAGGCCUGGAAUAGCUGCGAGCAGCAAGGGGCCAAUCUGCUGAGCAUCACCGAGAUCCACGAGCAGACCUACAUCAACGGGCUGCUGACGGGGUACAGCUCCACGCUCUGGAUUGGGCUCAAUGACCUGGACAUCAAUGGAGGCUGGCAGUGGUCGGACAACUCACCCCUGAAGUACCUCAACUGGGAGAGCGACCAGCCCGACAACCCCAGCGAGGAGAACUGCGGGGUGAUCCGCACCGAGUCGUUCGGGGGGUGGCAGAACCGCGACUGCGGCAUCGCCCUCCCCUACGUCUGCAAGAAGAAGCCCAACGCCACCGCCGACCCCUUCCUGACGGACUCGUGGUCGGAGGUGAAGGUGGACUGCGAGCCCAGCUGGCAGCCCUUCCAGUCCAACUGCUACCGCCUGGUGGGAGAGAAGAAGAGCUGGCAGGAGGCGAAGAAGACCUGCCUGCGGAGCGGGGGGGACCUGGUCAGCAUCCACACCCUCUCCGAGCUGGAGUUCGUCACCAAGCAGAUCAAGCAAGACGUGGAGGAGCUCUGGAUUGGUCUAAAUGACCUCAAGCUGCAGAUGAACUUUGAGUGGUCGGAUGGGACGCCCGUGAGGUUCACGUACUGGCACCCCUUCGAGCCCAACAACUUCCGCGACAGCCUGGAAGACUGCGUGACCAUCUGGGGACCGGAAGGGAGGUGGAACGACAGCCCAUGCAACCAGACCCUGCCGUCCAUCUGCAAAAAGCCCGGUCGGGUGAGCCAGGAGAAGGAGGAGGAUGACCACGGGUGCCGAAAGGGCUGGAAGUGGCACAGCCCCUCCUGCUUCUGGCUGGGCGAGGACCGCGUCCCCUACAGCGAUGCCCGCAAGACGUGCUCCGACUACGGCUCCACGCUGGUCACCAUCACCAACAGGUUCGAGCAGGCGUACGUCAGCAGCCUCAUCUACGGGUGGGCCGGGACAGCGCUGCAGGACAUCAACGAGACGGGCGCUUUCCGCUGGCUGAGCGGCGACGAGGUCAUGUACACCCACUGGAACCGCGACCAGCCCGGUUACAACAAGGGCGGCUGCGUGGCACUGGCCACCGGCAGCUCCGUGGGGCUGUGGGAGGUGAAGAGCUGCAGCACCUUCAAGGCCAAGUACAUCUGCCGGCAGAACCUGGGCACCCCGGUCAACCCCGAGCUGCCCGGUCCCUACCCCACGCCCAGCCUCGCCGCCGCCUGCCCCUUGGGCUGGAGCUCCGACUCCAAGCUCCGGUACUGCUACAAGGGGAUGCAGGAGAAGUGCAGGGAAUUGGGUGUAAUUUGGGGGUGGGAGUCGGAGCCGGAGCUCCACGAGCAGCACUGGUUCUGGAUCGGCCUGAACCGGCGGGACCCGGCGGGGGACAGGAGCUGGCGGUGGAGCGAUGGGCUGGGGUUUUUCUACCACAACUUUGACCGCAGUAACUACGAUGACGACGACAUCCGGACCUGCGCGGUGCUGGACCUGGCCUCCCUGCAGUGGAUGCCGAUGCAGUGCGAAGCCCAGCUGGACUGGAUCUGCAAACUGCCCAAAGGUGCCGACGUGAAGGAGCCGGAGAUCACGACCCAAGGUGCGUUGGCAGCGGCCACCAACUGCGUGGUGGUGUGGCACGGCUCACCUCCCCACUUCACGGGGCGCUGGGACGACCGGAGCUGCUUGGAGGAGAAGCACGGUUACAUCUGCCAGCGGAGCAUAGACCCGUCCCUGAGCCCCACGCGGACGCCGUACCCCCCCUCGCCGACCGGCACCCUCUUUUACCACAACAGCACUUACCGCAUCCUGCAGAAACCCCUCAGGUGGCACGAGGCGCUGCUGCUCUGCGAGACCCUCAAUGCCACCCUGGCCACCAUCCCCGACCCCAACAGCCAGGCUUUCCUCACCCAGGCCGUCAGCAGCCUGCGGGCUCCGCUCUGGAUCCGGUUGGGCAACGACUACAUGGACACGGACGGGAGCUGGCGCACGGCCGGCUGCGACACCAAGCUGCAGGGGGGCAUCUGCCAGCUCCGAGCAGGUGCCCCCCGCACGCACAAGUGGAGCUACAGCGGCAGCUGUCCCAAAUCGCUGGAGGACUCGUCCUGGAUCCCCUUCCGGGACCACUGCUACACCUUCCACAUGGAGAUCACCCUGGGGCAGAAGGAUGCCAUGAGGAGGUGCCAGAAAGUCGGUGGCACGGUGUUGUCCAUCCAGGACGAGAUGGAGAACGUCUUCGUGUGGGAGCAUCUCCAGGCAUACGAGGGCCCGUCCAAGGGCGCCUGGCUGGGCAUGACCUUCAACCCCAAAGGUGGCACCUUGGUUUGGCAUGACAACACCGCCGUGAACUACUCCAACUGGGGCCAGCACGACACGGGGCCCAGCAUGCUCAGCCAGAACAGCUGCUACUGGAUCCAGAGCAGCAACGGCGUCUGGCGCCUGGGCUCCUGCACCAACAUCACCAUGGGGGUCAUCUGCAAGAUCCCCCGAGUGGAGGAGAGCAGCUUUUCCAGGGCAGAUCUGCCGGAGAACACGACGGCCAUCGCGGUGGUGGUGCUGUCGACGCUGGCGCUGUGCGCCGUGCUGGCCGUCGCUGUCUACCUGUACAAGCGUCGGCGGAGCGCGGAGCGAGGCGCCUUCGAGAGCGCCCGCUACAGCCGCACCACCUCCAACCCCAGCGAAUCGGCCGAGAAGAACAUCCUGGUGUCGGACAUGGAGAUGAACGAGCAGCAGGACUAA